Molecule: messenger RNA, 1833 nt
Organism: Trichoderma reesei QM6a
Lineage: Eukaryota; Fungi; Ascomycota; Sordariomycetes; Hypocreales; Hypocreaceae
Exons: 1
Coding region: 1-1833 (610 amino acids)
Source: RefSeq, a predicted model, not a curated record
AUGCCACCGCGGCGGCGCGAAAUCCCCCCCGAGAGCUCAUGGCGCCUCGUCGACGGCGAAAACGACAGCUUCGACACCAGCAUCAUCGACCCUCCUCCGCUCGACGACGACAUGAGCCCUCCCUCCAGCGCCAUGCCCUCGUCAGGGCUCCCCACGCAGUCCUUCUCGCAGAGCAUGAGCAGCGUGGACAGCAGCGCGGGCUUUGGGUCGCAGGACAGCAUCCGCGACUUUGCCAACUUCCAGCACGACCCGGACGUCAUCCUGCGAGAGCCGUUCCGGCCCACGAUUCCCUCGAGCGUCGCCACGUCGCAGCGCACGUCAUAUCCGCGGCCCGACAUGCAGUUCCGCAUGCCGCUCGUCGAGGCCAACAAUAUCGUCGCGAGCGAGGCGUCGCGCAGCGCUAGGACUGCUGACGAGGAUACCGAGGAGGGCAGUGUGUGGGAUGAGCGUGAGGGCUUGAUCGGCGACGACCCUUACCAACGAGACUGGGUCGUGGAGGAAGAGCUUGACAGACUUUCCAAGGAGCAAUACAAGGCUGAGGCCAAUGGCAACUACGGCGCGUCGUCAGGCUCGCCAACGUCCAGCUCCUCCGGCCGAUUGCUUCGAGUGUUGCGCUUUGCAGCAAUACCCGCCGCAAUCGCCAUGGCCGCAUAUUUAAUCCACAGCAAUGGCGUCUCCUUGGACGUUGCGCGCCAGUCGUUCUCCCUCAAAUCCUUGCGCGAGAUCCCCAGCGUUUCCAACUUUCAGAUGCCCUUCUUCUUCGAGGCCGAGUCGUCGUCCCGCCCUACAGCUUCGACUUCCUUCAUCGACUUUACGAGUCUCAUGGAGGUCCAGUCUGGCUUCGAGAGCGUGCUCGACAAAACCACACAGGGGCUGGCUAUGCCCCGUGAACUUAAGGAGUCAGAGAUGAUCACCCGCAACAUACGAUCGCUCCUCAAAACGAGCGAAGAAGACGCGAGCAGCGAGGACCUCCUGUCCGAGCUCAACAGCUACAUUGAAAAAGUCGGCCGCGCAGCCGCAGCCAUGCAGACAUUCCACAUCCACGUCGGAUCGACCGUCGACUCCGUCAUCAACAUCAACCGCUGGACCCUGCGCCACAUCAACUCCCUCUCCGUGGAACAAGCCGAGGCCCCCUCCCUGCCCCCGAUCAUGGCAUGGGCCAUCCGCCCGCUGAGCGUCAUCUUCCGGUCAUCAAGCCAAGACGGAAACGACAAGGCCCUGUGGAACAAGUACUCGGAGCACGUCAUCCUCGUGCAGGACCGCCUCGACAAACUCCUCGAGGAAGGAAAAGCCCUCUCGCUCCUCCUCCACCAGGGCGAGGCCCAUCUCAGCGCCAUCAACGAACAGGCCGAACGACGCCUUUCUUCUAGCAGCCUCAGCAAGUCCAAAUCCGGCGGCGGCGGCUCCUCGUUUUUGUCCAGCGUCUGGGCGUACAUUGGGCGCUUCGUGGAGGAAAAGAAUACCUUUCGCGAGGAGGUUGCGCUGCUGAAGAAGGUGGACGCGCAGUACGCGGCGACGAUUUCCCAUCUUCUUUCGUUGAUGGAGAAUCUUAAGGACAUCCAGGCCUAUCUGGGCGAUCUGCUCAAGCGCGAUGCUUCUUCUUCGUCCGUCGUUUGGGGAGAUGAAGCAGCAGGGAGUCAACAACAAGCGCAGAGUACUACGCUGAGCGAGCAAUAUGAAAUUAUCAAGAGUGCUCUAGAGAGGCUGGAGCGGGCGAGGGAGAAGGCUGCUGAGGGCGAGGCACAAGUUGAGGAGGCUGGCUCACAUGGGGGGGGAGCUGGAGAUGAGAGAGCGGGAUACGCUGAUGCUGAGAUGGGAGGCGACGCUUUGUAA